This is a messenger RNA of Myiozetetes cayanensis, 3586 nucleotides long. It is a transcript of the gene ATPSCKMT, whose product is annotated as ATP synthase c subunit lysine N-methyltransferase. The transcript is spliced from 5 exons. The coding region runs from base 172 to 825 and encodes 217 amino acids. Lineage: Eukaryota; Metazoa; Chordata; Aves; Passeriformes; Tyrannidae. Gene Ontology annotation, cellular component: mitochondrion. The record is from RefSeq and is a predicted model, not a curated record. Gene Ontology annotation, molecular function: protein-lysine N-methyltransferase activity. Gene Ontology annotation, biological process: peptidyl-lysine trimethylation; positive regulation of proton-transporting ATP synthase activity, rotational mechanism; regulation of mitochondrial ATP synthesis coupled proton transport.
CUCGCGGGGGUGGGGACAGAGAGGAUCUUCUCCAUGGCGGUGGGAUACGGGCGCCGAGCGCGGCGACAGCGGGCCGCGCGGGGUGGCGUGAGUGCGGCAGAGUGAGACAGACACACGGCAGUAAAAGUGUGCGCGGCGCUCCUCUCCGGAGCACCUUCAGAAAGGUGUGCGAUGUCCGAGGCGGUAUCGAAGGAGAGCCCGGAGCAGGAGGGCGAGGGCGGCUCCAGGAGGAGCAGCUGGGGGCUGCUGGUCACGGCUGGGCUCGGCGGCACCUUGGUGGCCCUCUAUGCCGUGGUCACCCCCUUCGUGACCCCGGCCCUGAGGAAGGUGUGCCUGCCCUUUGUUCCUGCAACUGCCGCUCAGAUCCAGAACGUGCUGAAAAUGCUGGAAAAUAGAAGCGGCCCCCUAGUUGACAUUGGUAGCGGGGAUGGCCGCGUUGUGAUAGCAGCUGCAAAAAAGGGAUUCAAAGCUGUUGGUUAUGAAUUAAAUCCCUGGCUAGUUUGGUACUCCAGAUACCGAGCCUGGAGAGAUGGAGUACAUCAGAAUACCAAAUUUUAUAUUUCAGACUUAUGGAAGGUUUCAUUUUCCCAUUAUAAAAACAUUGUUGUUUUUGGCGUACCUCAGAUGAUGCCACAGUUGGAGAAGAAGCUGGAAGAAGAACUUGAAUGUAAUGCCAGAAUCAUUGCCUGUCGCUUUCCGUUCCCCUGCUGGAUUCCAGAUCAUACUACUGGAGAGGGAAUAGACACUGUGUGGGCCUAUGAUUUGAAACAUUACAGAAGGUGUGAAACAAAAAGCUUGGAAAUUACACCAGAGACAGAAUCUUAAACAACUAAUUUGUUUUUUAUACUGAAAUUUUUAGCUAUGAUUUUACCUGUUGAAGAUGAGAUUAAUGUGGAUAGAGCCCCAGCAUAUGGAGAUAUAUGUAUUCACUUAAAAAUCUGAAAUGCACUGAUUAUCUGAAAGCAAACAAAGGUUACUGAAAGAUGUAGUUAAAUGGCUUAAUGUAGUGUCCUGCUUUAACUCCAUCUGGCAAUGAAGUACCACACAUGUGUUCACUCCAGUCCUCCCCCUCCCCUCAUGUCUUGGGAAGGAAAAUUGGGAAAAAGGUUAUACCUGUGGGUUGAGGUAAGAAUAGUUUAAUAAUUGAAAUAAAUUUAAUAAUAAUAAAAAUUGUAAUGAAAAGAAAGACAAAAAAUGAGAGGAGUAAAACCCAAGAAAGAUGAGUGAUGCACAAUACCAUUAUUCACUCCUCACUGACUGAUACCCAGCCCAUCCCAGAGCAGUUAUUAUCCCCUCCUUGCCACUCCCCCCAGUUUCUAUACCAGACACGAUGACAUAGAAUAUCCCUUUGGCCAGUUUGGGUUGGCUAUUCUGGCCAUGCACUCUCACGGCUUCUUGAAUGCCUUCUUCUUGCCAGAGCAUGGGAGACUGAAAAGUCCUUGGCUUGGGGCAGGCACUGCCUGUCAUCAACUAAAACACCAGUGUUACCAACAUUAUUUUCAUCUUAAAUCCUAAACACAGCAUUCUACCAGCUACUAGGAAGAAAAUUAACUCUAUCCCAGCCAAAACAUGACAUGUAGCUACUAAAAAUUAUGAGAAAGUUUUAUAGAAGUGGAAAGCUUUAAUAUGGAAAAUGGGAUAAAAACCACAGAUCACUAUUGUUAAGGGGAAUAUCUGUGUAAAUUAAAAUGCUCAGAUUGAACUUAAUAUAUUUGUUCUUUCUGACUCUAUGUAGCAUUUGGUGUUGGUGUUGGAAGUGGUGUGCAAGUGGCUUCUCAAAUGAGCUGUGGUUCCCAAAUGACUUCAUUAUGUAUGGCAAGUAGGCAUAAUGCUGCAUACACAAAACUGAUCCAGGUAGAAUCUGAUGGUGAUACAGUUGUUCACACCUCAGCCUUGAAUGUGUACCUUUAGAAGCUGAGUAUGACAAAAGAAGCAAAUAUAAUAAGUUGUUUAUUCACUAACACAAGUGCAGCCCCUGAUUAUAUUACUGAAUUUUUAUCUCACUUGUUAUGUGAAAACAAACUGUAGAAGUGUGCUCUUACUGAACUCGUAUUGGUACAAGCCUUUGCAGAUGGCCCUCUGCUUUAGGAAGGGGUUUCAGAAGUCGUUUACUUGUCAGUGGAAUGUCAACAUUUCUGUGUGCUCAAACUUUGGAUAAAGGUAUGGAUGGGAGUUGCUUUCUUGAAUGUUUGAAGGCUGUCUAUGAUUCCAAAGCUAACUGUUCUAGCUAGCUUGGCUAAAUCUGAUUGAACCUUAUUUAAUUUAUGACAGGAAAUGAGACGGAAGGUUUUCAAUCAGACUUCUUUUGCCUUCUACUUUUCUGUACUGUCUGAUGAGAUCUCAGAAACUCAUAGUAUUGCUGUGUAGCUUUUCCUUCUAAGUGAAGUGAGUUCUCCCAGUCCUUUUGCCGAUACUGGUUUGCAGUGGGGUGCUGUCACUGCACUGGCAUUUUCCUUUUCUAUCGUGGUUAUAGCACUUUUAUAAAACAGAAAAGUCUGCUUACUUGUUCUUUUUUCUGAUUCCCAAGUAAAGUUUUACUGUUUUUACCCAGAAACAAUUAGUCAAAGUUCAUAGUCAGCCUCUCCUGGCCCCAUUUAACACAUAGCCUGUUUGUUAAGCAGUGACUAUGUUUGUCAGACCUUUGCAUAUAUUAUACCCAUAGAAUGAAGUUAAACAAGCUAAGCAAUUGUUACCUGACUUCAAGGCAGUUGUUAUCACAACUAAAAUUAUCUCAGGACAAGAGAAGUGCUGAGACUGUACAAUUUCAGGUAAGUAUAAAGUCUGUGACAUUUUAUUAAGUGUCAGGAAAGCAAAUUUGCUGGACAAUAGUAUCUGGCUUGAAGAGAAAUGGGGUGCUAUUUGGGAUAUGUAGCCUACAAUGAUACCUGUAACCAGGCUUUUUAUUUUUGGUGUGAGGGGAGAGGAAGGAGAAUUUAAAAUACAAAUCCACACUGAGGAUUUGAAGUGGAGCAGUGGCAUGGUUUUGUCCUGAUAAGGUAUACAAAACAGGAAAAAAAGGGGCAAAUGUAUCUGGAGUCUGCAAAGGAGAGGUGAUUUCAGCCUCGCAUGGCAAAGCACAGUUGUAAUUGUGGAGACUGUGAACUGAAGUACACUGGUUUCUGGUAAGCAGACUUUUACAGCCUUUCACUGCGAUGUUACAUAAAGCAUCUUGUAAAACUACACUGAAUUCUUUCUGUCAUGAUCUAAAUGUUAUGAUUAUUACACAGUGACAGGACAGUGGCUUGUCUAAAAUGGCUGAAUUAAAUUUCCUAAGGCCAUAAAACUGGAACUGUAGACAGAAGAAGUCUGAAAUUAUUUCUAUUGGAAAAAGAUCAUAAAAAGUGUAAAUUAGUUAAUUAAGCAGAGUCCUUCCUCAAAUGAUUGUAAAGGAGAAGAGAACACAAAAGAUUUUGAUCAACUGAAUUGUGACUCACCUGCAGUGCAGUGCUUUGACCCAAGUUUCUACAGCCUAAUUUCACUAAAGUUAUUUUGUAGGGAAUGAAGCAGCUGUUUGCUUUUUUCUUCUGUGUUUGACUAUAUAUUUUUCUAUUGGAUUAAUGUUUGUCUAUUAACAGGUAAAACUGAA